UCAAUUACUUUGCCGCGUUCAUAGAGCUAAAUUUAAAUUUAGAAUUUCAUGGUGUUUACCAGCAGAACCUUGCCGGCGUACCUUUCAUUUCAUUUUACGCAAUAUUUGAGACGUGCCAGUGCAACGCGCAUCUGGGUCAAGUGUUAACUUUUAUUUAUUAGGAAACAGACAAACAAAUCCGAGAUGUACUAUUUAUAACCUCAAAACUUGUUUAUACAUUCAGCCGCCAUUUUCCAAUUGUCAAUUUCACCCCUGGCCUUAAACUUGGCGCAUGCGUAGUGAGCGCGUCGCAAACAUCGAAUUAUGGCGUAAAUAAUCUAGUUUUCACCUAAUUCAGCGCCUAGAAUGUUGUCAUGGACGCUUAAAAUAUUAUAAAAAGGUUUUUGGUGCUCAGUUUUAUAUGAUAAAGUUUCUAGGUUGUGAAAGAGUUCCGAUUUUGAAUUUGCAGUGCGGCGCGGCAGUGACCUCUGACACCGGCGGCCAUAUUGGCUAGACACCGCGUUCUAAUGGCUUGAACCGUAAAUCGUAUGAGAUUAGGGUUCGUAACGGUCUAUUAAGGCUGGUCUCAGCUGUUUUCAAAAAUCGAAUGUCUGCUUUACCGAAAAAUCGCCGACGUUCAGUUUGACGUCAGUUACCGAACGGCGUGGACGAUUUAAUAUCCGACCAUGUAAUGGUCACAGAGAAUGUAACUUUUCAAACAGUGAAACUUAGUGUAUUUAUUUUGGUGAAUUUUGUGUGUGUAAAAAUUAUAGUUCUAUUUUUAAAAUCCUGUGAUAUUAGUUUAAGUGAUCCAGUGAAUAAAAACUGCAAGCAUGGUCGGUGCCCCAGAUGCCAUCAAACCCGUGGAUAAGAUCGACGACUACUCGCCCCAGCUAAACGGCAACCCCAUCUUUACUAUUAGCGAUGAGAAACUGGCAGACACAGGGGUCACGAUGGGUUCUAUAAACAGCAACGGGGACCUCUGCCCGGGGGACCCGCCGGACAAAAAGAUUACAGAAGCAGACGCAGAGAAACAACCACUUUCUGGCAAAAAGGAGGAAAAAUGGUGGACGACAAUGAUGCAGGUGGCGGUGCCGUUCUUCAUCGCUGGCUGCGGCACCAUCGGCGCCGGUAUCGUGCUAGGGCAUGUCAGGAACUGGGAAGUGUUUUUGAACGUCUCAGCUAUAUUCGUGUUGGUGCCAUCUCUCUCUGGACUUAAAGGCAACCUGGACAUGUGUCUGGCGUCCCGUCUGUCCACGCAGGCCAAUCUCGGGAACAUGACGUCCACGAGGGAAAUUCUGUCCAUGGUCGUCGGAAAUGUGUCGUUAGUACAGGUACAAGCCAUAGUAGCAGCGACGGUGGUAGCCAUCUUCGCCAUCGUCAUCAACAUCAUCACCGACAAAACCUUCAAUGGGGACUACGUGCUGCUACUGAUCUCGUCAGCUGUGUUCACUGCGACUACGACUUGUUUUAUACUAGAUUUCGUACUUGUUAUGGUGAUCAUCGGCUCUCACCGUUUCAAGGUGAACCCGGACAACGUGGCCACGCCACUAGCGGCCUCUAUCGGCGACAUCGUCAGUAACUCCGUCUUGGCUGUCACUGCGCAGUACAUGUACGAGCAGAUACAUAUAAUUCCUCCCAAGGAAGAGGCCACAGGCCAAGAGGUUCAGGCUGACGUUGGCCCCACGGAGCCCGUUAAAAUUGAAACUUCCCUGUGGCAACCCAUCGUGAUCAUCUGUGUGUACUGCAGCCUGCUCCCCGUCUGGGUAUUCAUCGUGUAUCGCAAUAAACACACAAAACCUGUCCUCACAACUGGUUGGACUCCUGUUAUUUCUGCGUUGUUCAUCAGUGGAAUCGGUGGUAUCGUCCUUGACCAAGCUGUGGACCGUUUCACGGGCUACGAGGUGUUCCAGCCCAUCGUCAACGGCAUCGGUGGAAACCUGGUCUGCGUACAAUCAUCCAGGCUAGCAACGCAUCUGCAUCAAACAGCGAUUCCAGGAGUUCUGCCCGAGGGGUCCAGGCUUGUGGAGUGGCCUUGGAAGACGCUGUUCUUUGGAACCGCCGCAGCCAAGGUGGCCCGCAUGCUGCUAGUCCUGGCCGUGUUCGGCCAGAUCAUCUUCAUGAUCGUGGCCGACUGGAUCUACAUGGGCUACGUGUCUAUUGGCGUCGCCUUCGGGAUCACGUAUCUCAUCUGCUCCUUGUUGCAAGUAAUGGUGCUUCUAUACCUGGCGUACAUGCUAAUCCAUCUCAUGUGGAAACGGAAGAAGGAUCCCGAUAACGCAGCCAUCCCUUACCUGACGGCUUUGGGGGAUCUCCUAGGCUCUGUGUUCCUCGGCCUGGCGUUCGUGACUCUGGCCGCCAUUGGGGAGGACUAUGGGGUUUAGCUUUGACUUGUAAGUCGUCAGGGCUAUAAUUGUUAAUUUCCAGUGAAUGGAGGCUAUCCAUUUAAUAAAUAGAGCUAUUAGGAGCAACGGACGAAGGUGUAGGUAGAUGCAUAUCGACAUUGCCUAACUUGUCUAGUUUGAUGUUUAGACAAUUUUGACAACCUAUUUAGGUACUCUACGAGGGCAAGUUUAAUAUGUAUCGGCAUUUAUUUUUUCUGUUUCCGAUUGUCAUGUUUUUUUAAAUUUUAUCCGCUGCUUGAUGUUUAGGAUCAUCCAAAUUCCAUUUCCUCUUAUACAGGGGAGUGGGUAAUGUGAGAUUCGUUUUUACGAGUUUUUGUUAUGGUUACGGACUUUUAUUGUUAACUUAUUUAGGUUUUUUUUUUAUAUUGGACAUUUUGUAGUGUAAGUAUUGACUAUCAAAUUAGCUUAAGCCCUAAAUGGCUCAAUCAUUAAAGUCCGUAACCAUACUGUUCGGAGGGUGAAAGAUUUUUACAAGUUUAAGUUUAUAAAUGUGUUAUUUUUAUUAUUUUAUAGUAUACCAAAGCUACGCUUUAAGGUAUCUGUGCAAUUUUAAUACAUUCCUUCAUUUUAAUGUCGUUUAGUAUUUUAUUUGGAUUUAUUGUAAAUAUUCAGUAUUCAAAUUCAAUAAAAGAGAGUAAAUACAGUAUUUUGCUGAAAAUUCUGAAAUUAUAAAGACAUUUAAGUAGUUUUAGCGGUGCCAACGUUACUUAUGUAGGUACUUCAAAAUGACGAAUAGAUUAGGUGUGAUAUUUUUAUAAUGGUUUCGGUGGACAUACUAUAAUAAUAGAAAAAUAGUAUUAGAAAGCAUUUAUAAACAUUAUUAAGCAUCAAGACAAGGGAAAUGUCAUCUCUGACUUUUUGAUGAAAGAGUAUUUUCUUGAAAUGAUAAAGCUAAUUACUUAAAUAAAAGUAAACAAACAUUUGUACAUUUUCGGGUAGUUAUAAUUAUAACAUUUAUUAACCAACCAUAUACAAAACCGGCUGGAUCAGUCACUGAACGAUCUGACUUUAACCUACAUUAUUUGAUCAUGUAAUGUUUUCAUCUACCCUCAACUAGGUUAAGGAGCCAUUUUAAGGUAGAUUUUGUUUACUUUUAUUUAAAUACAUAAAGAUACAGAGUAGAUGUAGAAGCUACAUCCUAAAUUUAUGUUUUGUUUUUAUUUUUAAUUGCUUUGACUUUGAUAAAGUCUCAUGGUAUCUGCAUCACAUUAAUCGCAUAAUAUCUUCAAAACGUUUUAUAAUCUUUAGGCAUAUUACUUUAGAAAUGCCGAAAAAAUACCAACCUAUUUAUAUUUUAGACUAAAAUACAGUCUGUCAUACUAAAUUGUCAGUAGAAAAAAUUACGGUCGAAUUCAUAACCUCCUCUUUUUGGAAGUUGGUUAAAAAGACAUGAAAUCAAACGUUCACGCCUUUAUUUUUCGCGUUUGCCUUUUUCUAGUGACAAAGUUAUACAUGUUUUUUUUAUUUAAUUUGUUAUGUAGAUGAUAAUUAUCGAUCUUUUACUAGGUGACUCGCAUGGAGGCCUUAAAUUAGUCGAUUAAAAACAAAGACGUAGCUACUAAUGUGAUAUUUUGCUAAUUAUUCCCUAAAUGAUGACUUUCUCUUUUGCGACAAUGGAUGGACAAAUUAAUAGAUUCGGUAGGGGUGAUCAAGAUCAGUAUAAUCUUCAUUCGGAACUGUAAUUUAGAUAGGCAUUUUAUGUAAUGCUGUAUGUUUUUUUUACAUUAUAAUACUAUGAUAUAUGGCUUCAUUCAGGUUAAAUGCAAAAUAUGCAUAAAAAGUAUUUUGUAAAAUGUAAGCUCAAUGAUGAUUGUCGCUCAUUUUAGUCGAACAGUUUUUUUUGGGAAAUUAGUACUGCGGUAGGUUCUAACUUGGAUGGGAUGCCUAUUUUAUUAAGUUUUAAUGAUCAUCUCCUGAAUCACCCCGUAGGUAUACGAAAAACGUUGGAAUUAUUAUCGUGGAGUAGAUUAUACCAUAUCGGAGUAAAUUGUGGAGUGUAAUUAGGUAGUAAUAGUUGUUUCUGCUCUAACAUGAAAUUUGUACUACUUGUAUUAGUAGUGCGGUUACCAUUAGUUAUAAUAGUAGUUUAUGUGACUGCUACAUAAUGAAAGGCAUUAAAACACGAGUGUGGGUUUAUGAAACGAACGAAGUGAGUUUCACAACAGGAUCACACAUGUGUUUUAAUACCUUAUUAUAUACAGUUAUGUAGAUUGUUUUAUCUUCACACAUAUUGUAAGCUCUAAAUGAUGUGUUCAGAAAUCGCAAUAAUUAUUGAGGGUGUAUGAUAUGUGUGUAGAUUAAAUUAAUUAAUUUUACUGUUUGAGUGAUUACUUAACGAACUAUUAUGUAGUUUUAUACCUUUUUCCGAGUCCAUGUUCUUUGGUGUUAGCUGAUGUCUAAUAAAAUAAAAAUAUUACCAUCUAAAUAUAUCAAAAAUUGACCCAUAAAUUACUUAAGUAAUUGUUAUUUGAAACCUGUGGAGCUAAAAGAAUGGACAUGUUCCACAUUCCAAUAAUAUUUACUGACAUAUCAAAUGAUAUGCUAUCAGUAAUAAGUACCAAAAUAAAACAUUAAGUUUUACCAUUUCCGGACCGAUUCGAGCCUUCAAGAAAAGAGCGUACCCCCAUCUUAAAGGCUGGCAACGUACUUUCAAUCCCUCUGGUGUUACGGAUGUCCAUGGGCGACGAUAAUUACUUACCGCCUCCUCAGGAUCCUACUAUUUAAUCGCAAUAAUAAAAGUAUUUAGAAUACAAAUCUAAAAGUCUUAACCUUCUUAGUUUUAAAUAAUCCACAGGUUUUAAAUAGCCAUAUUUAAUGAUUUAUAAUUAUGAGAAAAAGUCGGAAAUAUAAAAGUUAGUUUUUAAAGAUCAAGUUCGGUUAAUACAAUUUGUAUCUCUAUUCGAUGGAUGUUAGUUUUAGAGUUAGUUUAGCGAACAGAGUACAAUAAAAUUUAGUAGACAUUAAGAAUCCUAAAUAAUCAAUUAGGUAGUAUAAAGAGCAAUUUUAGUAAAUAUAUAAAUGGGUUUAUUGAGUGAAACAAAUUGUAACAUUUGUAAUUAACUUUAAGUUUAUAAAACUUAUAUAGACAUGAAUUUAUUAAUUUAGUUCGUGCUAAUGCAAAAUCUGACACGGCUGCAUUGAGAUAAAUAUUACUACUAUAGAGAAGCCAUACCAAAUAAUAAAAUUGUCGCAAUCAGGGGUCGGAAACCGGUAUUUGCUCCAUACAAAAAUACCGGUAUUAUUACGUUCGGUUUCGUUCUUUGGUUUAUGAUUUCAUUUUUAGUGAGACAUUCUAAUAAUACGAAGUUGUUACCUAAAUAUAUGACUCAGUCCUUCAUACAAAGCAUAUAAUAAUUCAAAAUAUUGGGCUAUUUCGGGGUUUUAAAAAAAUACCGGUUCCGAGCCCUGGUCGCAAUCGUAACCUGUACCACGUGACCAAAACGUCGUAAACACCGUAAAGUUCUUGGCGCUUACGCGUUUAGGUCGCGAGAUUCACGCUCCGCUUCUAUUGGCUUCUCUACACGAUGGGCCAACGCCGGCCACUCCAAGGGACGCAUUUAUGCGUUAGAGGGAGCAAGUGAUAUUGCUAUCUCAUUCUACCGCAUGGCUGCGUCCCUUGGAGUGGCUGGCGUUGGCCCAUCGUGUAGAGGAGCCAUAUGGUUUGUUGUCAAAUCAACAACAACGUGUGGUGCAAAUAUCUGUGACGUUUCUGUACGUAGCAAUAAUAGUUUAAUGCUCGGCUGUAGGUUUUAUUUCUAAUUUAUAUCAUUGUUAAUAAUAAUAGUGUGACGAAAUUUACAGCAAUUGACAAGUAAUAAUUUAGGUUAUUAUAACAUGUUCAUUGUAGUAUUGUGUUGUUAAUAGCUUUAGAACGGUGACAGCCGUCAUCUCAAUACAUAUUUUCGUUUUGUGAUGAUUGACCAUGCCAACAGAAAGUUGCGUCUUAUUAACGUCUUAUUUUGCGUAGUAAGUUGCAUAUGUCGGCGGCCGAUCGUAAGAUCAGGCAGAUCAUAAUGUACCUGUAUAAUGUUUUGACGAUAGUUACAUUAAACCAAUAGAUAGGCAGGAUAGGUUCGUUAGGUUGCUUCAGAUGCCCUAAGGGCAAACUGCCCAGAAAUAGGAGCCCGCGUGGCGGGGCUCCGUCGACUCAGCGAACGAGUCAAAGAUUUUCACGUUUCACAUAAUGCCUAGGAAUUUCACGAUAUGCCUGAUCUUACGAUCGGCCGCCGACAUAUAGACACGUGUACAUGUUAUAGAUAGUAUUUGAACACGUUUUAAGUUUAUAAAUUGUAUGAAGUUGUCAUCUGUCGCCGUACCUGAGGGGCUACCGCGAAAACCGAAAUUCGCAAAAUGCGGGGAUCUUUCUCUUUUACUCCAAUGAAGACAUGAUUAGAGUGACAGAGAAAAAUGCCCGCAAUUUGCGAACUUCGCGGUUAUAGCCCAGAGCUAUGUUAAAAGUAUUCUAAGCCACUGUUAUUAUUAAUAAUGAUAUCUGAACUGUAAUCAGGCUAUGACUAGAUUUAGUAAAAAUGUAGCCUUACCAGUAGUAAUUUUUAAUUUUUAAUAAUUGGUAUUAUUAUCAAGCGGUUAAAAAGGUCUAUAAUGACACCUUCCCUAAAAUGUAAGGCACAGUAACCUGAUUAUGCUUUGACAAUUCGUUAUGGUUUUGAUUUUUUUGAUACGACUAAUGGGUGCAUACGAUUUGUAGUGUAAGCCGCGCGUGUAGCAAUGCACCAAGGAGAAGUUUCCAAAGUUGCGAAACUUUCCAUACGGAAUGUUCUCAGAACUUAUAUUUUACGAACCAUAAAAAUUAUUCAGGAAGUCGCUGGACACAGCCGUUAUCAAUUAUUUUAACUGACUGUCUUAUUUACGAGUUUAUUAAAAUAAUACUAAUAGUACAUUUUUUGAUAAUUCUCAUAGGGAAUGUUCUCAUUGGAAAUUUAAUUUAAAUUCUCGUGUAAGUUUCCGGAAAUUCCCGAGAAUGUUACUGAUCUUUUGAGAAUGUUCUGCAACUUGUACAUUGCUACGCGCGUGAUAUAGGUUCACGCAUUGGCAUUACCUUGACGAGAUCAAAUUCGUAUUAAAACCAUAACAAAUUAUUAAAUUAGAAUUGACCCCAAGGUAUAUUUUAAAAACAUAAAUUGCAUAGUUCUGCAAUUUGCUCACAUGUAAAUCAAUAAACAAAUUCUAAAAUAUAUUAUUUUUACUACCUCUGACAUGAAAUGCCAUAUAUAGAAUCAAAGCUUAAAAAACCUAUUUUUUAACUGACAACAAAAUAUAAUGGCAAGUAGAUAUAAUAGGGAACUUAAGUGGACCGUAACGUUUAAGUAUAGUUUUGAAUGAAUGAUGUGAUAUAAAUGAGAUUUUAAAACUAUGUUAAAAAAUUGUUAUAUAGUACGUAAUAACUAAAAUUGUUGAAUUUGUGAUCCGUACACCAACUCUAUUGACUUGUAAUUAAAACUUGGUUUUGAAAGUAAUAAAUACUAUAUACCUAUUAGGUAUAUGUAUGGCCUACAAAGAACUAUCAUUGCGAUAGACAGGUAGUCUAAGAAAAAUAUGUGACCUAUAAGGGAACCGAACGAGACCACAAAAUAUAUGUUCUAUGGUCAUUGAAUUGUCAAACGUCAAGUUUUCAUAACCAGUACGGAUAUUAUGGUCGUUUUUGUCUAGGUGACAGCGUGAUAAAACGGUGUCCGUCACUUUCUAUCCCACGGAGUUAAAAAGUGACAGUUAUUUCAUCACGUGGAUAAAUGUGGAUAAAGUGAUCCAUAAUACGCCUGCAGAGCAUAAUGUACGCAGUCGCACAGCACCAUCUAGUACCCGUUUAUAAUGUAAAAUCACCUGAGUUUUUCUUAGACUACACUUCUUACACAAACAAUGGAUCUAUGAAACCUAUAAUUGUCAAAAUCUAGUAAUUUUGAUGUUAAAGUCUUCAGAGUUAGUGGCCAGGGGCCUAUUACAUAAUAACAUACAAGCUAAUACUAUUAGUGAUAUUGUAUGGAAAAAUCACUAAUAGUAUUAGCUAGUAUUUUAUUAUGCAAUAGGCCCCAGUUUGACUUGUUCAUGUUCAUUAUGUACUUCUUAUAUACAUGCUUGUUGCUGGCUUCAUAUAGUCUCAAAUUAGGCUAUACGACUGUUUUGUAUAAUAUUGUUCAGUAAUAACUCCAUUAUUCAUUCGUAUACAUUUUAAUUAAACAUACACACACGAAAUUAAAACCAAAAUAUUACUUUAAUAAUCCGCGAGAACGCUUAACGCCUAAUUCUAUUCACUAUACAUGUCGGCGGCCGAUCGUAAGAUCAGACAGAUCGUAAUGUUCCUGUGUUAUGUUUUUGACGAUAGUUACAUUAAAUCAAUAUAUAAGUAGGAUAUUAGGUUCGUUAGGUUGCUUCAGAUGCCCGAAGGGCAAACUGCCCAGAAAUAGGAGCCCCGCGUAGCGGGGUUCCGUCGACUCAGGGAACGAGUCAAAGAUUUUUAACGUUUCACGAUAUGCCUGAAUUUUACGAUAUGCCUGAUCUUACGAUCGGCCGCCGACAUACACACACGAAUUGGUCCAUGCAAUCAAUAAUAAUAAAGUCCAGAUACUAAUGAAAGCAUUUCACAAUAUAUUGCCGCUUUAGGCUAUUUUUCAUCAUAUUUUGAUAAAUUAUAUACGGUACAGGUACACUAUAUUAAAUUUUUGUGAUGGUUAAUACAUUCGGCCUCAAAGUUGAAAAGGAUUAUUAAAUACCUAAUCCCACGUAACAAUAUUGUGAUUAGUUUUGAUCCUUUGUUACGUAACAAUUUAUUAAUUGGGGCAUUAUCUAUGAAAAGGGACCUUAUUGUAGAUGGCGCUUACGCCGCACAGCGUCGCGCGGCAUGGCAUUGCAUUUAUAUAUCGGAGCAUCGUUAAUAAUGGCGUAAGCGCCAUCGACAAUAAGGUCCCUUUUAAUAGAAAACGUCACAAUUAUGCAUAGUUUCUGUUUUUAUUAUAUUUUGACAUUAUCAUGUUACAAUAAUGUAAACAAUACGUACUAAUUACGUCUAUUUAACUUUGAUUUGGCCUAAUUUCAGCCAUAUUUUACAUUAGAAACUGAUAAGUUUCAGGAAAUUUAAAAAACAACUUUUUAGUUAUUUUUCUUUUCAUGCUAAAUACAAACAAAUGUUCAAAAAAAUCUUGUUCCCACUUAUGGCUACUUAUUUUUGUAAUAAAAUCAGCCAAAAUGUGUUUUAAUGGAGCCAAAUAGAAAUAGCUUCCCGGAUAUUUUUAUAUAUUGGACUAAAUGUUAGUGUUUCUUAUGAAUUUAAUUACAAUUUACAUUUAUUUUGAGCUAUGAUAUUGAUUGGGUUUUUAAAAAGGCUCUUUUCUGUUAUUCAAAAUGUUAAUAUACCUAGUGUAAGUAUGAAAUUCAAGAAGGUCUCCAAAAUGGAUUCGAGCCUUUUUUUAAACGCCAUUUUCUAGUAGAGUAAGCGGUCUAUAACCUAUAAUUAUGAAUUCUGUGAUAUAUAGCGUUAUUUUAAGUUAUUUCGUAUGUGAAUGCGUUUAAAUAUGUAAUUUUAUUUGAAAAUAAAGUAAAUGAAAU
Molecule: messenger RNA, 9944 nt
Organism: Cydia fagiglandana
Lineage: Eukaryota; Metazoa; Arthropoda; Insecta; Lepidoptera; Tortricidae
Product: solute carrier family 41 member 2
Exons: 14
Coding region: 813-2363 (516 amino acids)
Biological process (GO): monoatomic cation transport
Cellular component (GO): plasma membrane
Molecular function (GO): monoatomic cation transmembrane transporter activity
Source: RefSeq, a predicted model, not a curated record